This is a messenger RNA of Postia placenta MAD-698-R-SB12, 711 nucleotides long. RefSeq lists its product as hypothetical. The transcript is spliced from 5 exons. Bases 290 to 628 code for a protein of 112 amino acids. The record is from RefSeq and is a predicted model, not a curated record. NCBI's taxonomy places the organism in Eukaryota, Fungi, Basidiomycota, Agaricomycetes, Polyporales, Adustoporiaceae.
CGUAAAUAGCGGGAUCCAGUGUUCCAAUAACUGGGGGUGCGGUCGCAGCGUGCGCGAUAUAGUUGAUGGCGAAGAAUGAAAGCAUGUUGCUUAAGAUGUUGAGAUCGUUCUGGCAUUUUGAGGGUAGGAUAGGCGGAGCGGUGAGUACUGGAUAUACGCAGGCAGCGCAAGCGAUGCAGAAAAUGAGGAAAGGAUUGUGUCGAUAUGGCAUAGAGAUGCGAGGAAUUACAUCAUAAUCAUACUACUUCCUGAGGCAGGCUGAUUGACUGGUAGCAACACCACGACGCAAAUGCCUUCCAAGCCACGAUGCAGCACCGUCUCGCAUAGCGAGAACUACCUGCGAUCGUUAUACACCAGUGUUCCAUUUAUUAUUUGGUCAUGUGCUCAUGUUUGCCUCACCCAUAUCGCUAGGUAUCCUGAUGAAGAGCGGGGUGAUCAAGAACAGAGGGUUUCCCGUCCGUCUGACAUCGGCAAGCAUAUUGAGUGGAGUAUGGUGGACGCCUGGAACAGGCAUUCGAACUUACGGUCCAUACCGUCAGGAUCUCGAUACCGAGGGCGUGAGAUUAUGAACACCAACUUCCUACAUGAAAGCGGGACCGCGAAUCUGCAUGUUACCCAUGCCGUGUAAUAGCUCACGGGUACCGUUCGGUACCAGUCCAAAAGCGUCGUCCGCAUAAUGAGAUGUGCGAACACACUUCGGAAUUCUACUGU